This is a messenger RNA of Panicum virgatum (switchgrass), 1448 nucleotides long. RefSeq names its product protein-tyrosine-phosphatase PTP1-like. Gene Ontology annotation, molecular function: protein tyrosine phosphatase activity. The annotation marks the transcript as partial. NCBI's taxonomy places the organism in Eukaryota, Viridiplantae, Streptophyta, Magnoliopsida, Poales, Poaceae. The transcript is spliced from 9 exons. Gene Ontology annotation, biological process: protein dephosphorylation. The record is from RefSeq and is a predicted model, not a curated record.
UACGUGCCCCCCGCCCCCACGCCACAGGACAAUCUCCGACGAACCUUCGCGCGUCCUCCGCCUUCCUCCCAAAGCGCCGCCACGGGGAACGCGCUGGUUUCCCGCGCCAGCAACGGCGGCGGCGGCGGCGGCGGCCUCCGAGCCAAGGUGAGGGCCGCCGCCAGCCUCUCCCGCCGAUCGCCGCCGCCGCAGCCCGGGGCCGCGUUCGACCCCUUCGACGUCGAUGCCGAUCCGCCGCCGCGACUGGAGCUGACGCCUGAGCAGGUCGGGCACUGCAGCGAUGCACUCGCGCACCUCGAGGAGAAGAGGAAGAGGCUGAGUGACUUGUCAGAAGAAUUCGGAAGCCUCAAGUCAAUUUUUCAGGACAUGAGACUGACUAAAAGGAUUAGUGUGGCUCAUUAUCCUGUUAAUAGGCAAAAGAAUCGCUAUAUUGAUGUCUUACCAUUUGAUGAUACCAGGGUACAGCUGAAAUCAUCGACAACCAGUCAGACUUCAAACAAUGAUUACAUCAAUGCAAGCUUCAUAACGGCUACUGAGGACAACAGAGUUGCAACAUUUAUUUCUACUCAAGGUCCCUUGGUGAAGACAUUUGAGGAUUUUUGGGAAAUGGUCUAUCAAUAUCAGUGUCCUGCAAUUGUCAUGGUCACUCAAUUUGAUAGUUUUAAGUGUGAUAAGUAUCUCCCAUUGCGCAAUGGGCGAGGGGCAUAUGGAAAAUAUGAUGUGCAGAUUGUGAAGACAAGAACAGAUAACCAUCAAUUAUGGCUGCGCAAAGUGCAGGUGCUAAACAUGGAGUCAGGCAAGGUUCAUUCUGUACUCCAUAUAGAAUAUCCUGAUUGGCCCGACCAUGGAGUGCCAACCAAUACUGAUGCUGUACGACAAAUCUGGAAGCGACUACAUCACAUUCCAACAGAACAUCCAAUAGUUGUACACUGCAGCGCAGGUAUUGGAAGAACUGGUACUUACAUCACCAUCCAUACUACAAUUGAGAGAAUCCUCAUUGGUGACAAAAGGUCUUAUGAUAUUGUUGAAACAGUAAAGAAUUUUAGAUCCCAACGACCUGGAAUGGUCCAAACUGAGCAACAAUACAAAUUCUGCUAUCAGGUGAUUGUUGAUGAGCUGAAAGAUCUGCUAAACUCAGGCCAUUGAGGAAGAACCAAGCACAGAAGCGCAAUCUGUGUUUCAUCCUUGGACCUCUGAUUACUAUGCCAGUCCUGUGCACACGCCAUUUUGUUGAGUGCCCUGCAUUGCUUCUUGCGAAUGGAGCCAUUGCAAGAAGACCACAAUUCAAAUGAGGAUAUUAGAUUAGAUUUACAUGUUUCAGCUGCUCCGUGCCUGUAAUUUCAUUGCAGUUUGAAUAAAUGUUUCACUUUCCUCAACUCAGCGGUCUACCUCAGAUUUGUAACUCAAUUGGUUGUACCUUGUUGAACUAAGUUGUGUUGUUGCCCUUA